Callorhinchus milii (elephant shark) is the source of this 1557-nucleotide messenger RNA. It is a transcript of the gene porb, whose product is annotated as P450 (cytochrome) oxidoreductase b. The record is from RefSeq and is a predicted model, not a curated record. The coding region runs from base 1 to 714 and encodes 237 amino acids. Lineage: Eukaryota; Metazoa; Chordata; Chondrichthyes; Chimaeriformes; Callorhinchidae. Gene Ontology annotation, cellular component: cytosol. Gene Ontology annotation, biological process: response to hormone. Gene Ontology annotation, molecular function: flavin adenine dinucleotide binding; FMN binding; NADPH-hemoprotein reductase activity. The transcript is spliced from 4 exons.
AUGGUGUGUUUGCGUGUGUGCUUGUAUGUGUUGUCUGUGUGUUCUAUUGACGGUGGUUGUGUGUGUCAGGUCCACGCUGACUCUGUCCAUGUGUGUGCUGUGGUGGUGGAAUACAUCACGAAAGCCGGACGUACAAACAGAGGCGUUGCCACCACUUGGCUCCGACACCAGAUUCCCCCCGAGAACGGGCACAGGCCCACGGUGCCGGUGUACGUCCGCAAGUCACAGUUCCGGCUGCCGUUCAAGCCCAGCACUCCCAUCAUCAUGGUGGGCCCCGGCACCGGCAUCGCUCCCUUCAUCGGCUUCAUUCAGGAGCGAGCGUGGCUCCAGCAGCAAGGGAAGCAGUUGGGGGAGACGGUGCUGUACUGUGGCUGCCGUUUCCAGGCUGAGGACUUUCUGUAUCAGGAGCAGUUGGAGCAGUGGCAGCAGGAGGGGGUCCUCACUCAGCUCAACGUGGCUUUCUCCAGAGACCAGCCCAACAAGGUGUACGUACAGCAUUUGCUGAAGAAAAACAAAGAGAAUGUGUGGCACCUGAUCCACGAUGCGAACGCACAUAUCUACAUUUGUGGUGAUGCAAAGAACAUGGCCCGAGAUGUCCAGAACGCUUUCUGUGAGAUUGUAGCUGAGCUGGGAAACAUGACGCAGACACAGGCAGUGGAUUACGUCAAGAAACUGAUGACAAAAGGGCGUUACUCCUCUGACGUCUGGAGCUAGAGCAGAGAUGGGGGGAGGGUAUCUGCGUUCUGUCUGUGCAUUAACUGAUUGAAAACGGACACGUGACCGGCCGGACAAGGCGGCUGCACAAAUCAAUGCAAGAGAUUUAUACAGUAAACCUGCGAGAUCAUGACUUCAACAAUUAUUUCUUAAGCAUCCUUCAAAUUAUUCCCUGUAAAAUCAUUAAGAAAAUUAAUAUUUUGCAUUAGAGACUUUUCCUAUCAUUACUGACCUGAACGACUGACUAUUUGAAAAGUUACUCAAACUCACAAAUAACUCCAAACACUUCACUUCAACCCAAGUGUUUGUGUGGUUCAGUGCAGCAGCCCUCGAUACCUGCCAUCAGGAUAUAGCACCAGAUUUUACGUCUACAAUUGGUUGACAGCAAAUAACUUAGAAAUGACAAGCCCAUAAAAUAGAUAAAUAAGUGAACUAUAAUAUUGGUUAACAAAAUUGCAGGAGAAACUAAACCAAACCCAACAUCAAUUUUAGCAACAAUUUUGAUAUCUAUUGAUGUCACCCAAAAUGCCCAGUUCUGUGUGGUGCUGAUGCAGACUCACUGUGUCCUGCUAUUGUCUGAAAUUAACCACACAAAGGUUAGUUUUACAUUUUGUGCAAUUAUUUGUAAGAUUUAUUGAUGGCUUUUAUACCCGGUGUUGCAUGUGCGAGUGAGCAGCUAGGAAUAUCAGUACACAGUGUAAACUGCAUGUCGUACUUUUAUAUAAGAUCAGCAAAAUGCUUUCAUUUUUAUUUGGCAAUAAUUGUUCUGUUACAAUAGAGAACUAAAAUCUUAAUAUACAAUGUACUUUUAAUUAAAAUUUGCAAUCUUGUUAUUGUCCAGAA